AUGGUAAAAAGGAAAAGAGAUGACGAUUGUAACAUAUCACCUGCUAUUAAUCUUCCAGAAAAUCAUAUAAUCUGCAAUGAUCCGCCAUGUAACGGAUUGCUAAUUGAAGUCCAUCUCUAUCCAUCUCAUGUCGAACAGCAUCACGAUAAUAUUUGCAUUAAAUGUGGUAAAAAUUUACCUACCCAAAGGUUGUUGGAGAGACAUCAAGAUGAAGUUCACAACCCUUUCAAAUAA
Molecule: messenger RNA, 234 nt
Organism: Eremothecium cymbalariae DBVPG#7215
Lineage: Eukaryota; Fungi; Ascomycota; Saccharomycetes; Saccharomycetales; Saccharomycetaceae
Exons: 1
Coding region: 1-234 (77 amino acids)
Source: RefSeq, a predicted model, not a curated record